AUGAAAGCGAAGGUGGAGAGUCUAGUCACGCUUGCACGCACUGUCGGACUGGAGGCCAACAUCGCCAAGACAAAGGCUAUGAGAGUCAGCCACAAUAAUGCAAUAUCUAUAACGGUUGAUAUUUUUGACUUGCUUCCUGAUGAAAAUGCUGUUCAUCCUUCGGUGAUGCCAUCUCUCUUCCGCACGUUGCUAUUGGCUGUUGCCUCGAUUGGAAUAACGCAAACGCGCCAUGUGUACGCCACAGAAUUGGUAAAGCCUCGAGUGACGUCAUUAAUGUCAACGGGGGUUGCUCGCAAUGAAAGCAUCUAUAGUUACAACAAUUCCACCAGCCUUGCCGAAGAGGGCGCAAACGCCGUUUCAUCGCAGCAGCAGCAGCAGGCAGCACUUGCGGUUACAAGGCAAGAGUAUUUGAGCCUUGAGGACCACGGCAACGACGAAACUUCCACUGUCUACAUCAAUUCACCGACGAGUGUAGUUCAGGACUGGAGUUUGGUGUGUCAGCAGCUCUGCGGAGCUGGCCUAGGUGGCGCGCCGUGCGCUUCCUACUGCCACAGCAGCGAGACGCCGUCGCUCCUACCAGCAUUUGACGCUAGCAAAGAAGAGAUUUGUGAAGAUCUUUGUAGGCUGCAGCUCGGUGACGUUAGUUGCAGCUGCUCGGCUGAUGGGGCGUCACAAACGGCUUCCGAAAACAAUUGGGGCGAUGAUGUGUGCAGCAGCUUUUGUGACCAUAGCGCGGCGACAUUGGAUGGCUGUAGCCCCUGCAUGGACGAUCAGGAAGUAACAUUUGAAAAAGCUGUGGUCGAAACUACAACGCCAGACUGGACAAAGUUGUGUGCCGCUCUCUGUAAAACUGGCGAUGGCGGGUCUUUGUGCAAUUGUGAUUUGGUGCCAUUUCUUUAUAGGAUCUAGCAGAGCGACGAAUUGGCAUGCAACAUUCACCAUGGAAAUACCAACAAACAGGACUCGGGCUCAAAUCGAUAGGUCAUUGGUCUAAAAUUUCCUGAAAUUGUACCUGGGACGUGAAAUGUUGUUAACUUUUUUCCAACUCUGUGCAAUCUCUUAAUUCAAAUUUAUUUCGACGACGACAACAACUGCUUCAACUUAUUGGUAUAUAAAAUGUUUACUGGCUUGACAUACACACAGUCAUGCAUAGCCAUAAAGACCACUAAACUAUGCUACAUUAAUGAAAGCAUCCAUAUUUGAGUUUAUGUUCUAUUUUUAUGAAAACAUUAAUUGUCUUUAACUUUAAUAAAUUAAAAGGCGCUUUGUUGUUCACUUAAGUGGCUCAGCGGCAGCCUUUUUGUUCUGUUUCGCUUUUGCACUAAAGCACGGCUAUGAGGAGAGGCGUUGAGAGUAAGGAAAAAAAGGAAAUGCAAAAAUAAAUAAAAAGUGAAAAAAAAACCAAAACUAAUCCCUAUGCGAAUCAAUUAAUUUGUAAUUAAUUUGAAUUAUAGUUAAAGAAAAAGAAACAGAAAGCGUUAAAAUGACGAAGAAUCAUUACAAAAACAAUUAUAGGCAUAAUGAUACAGUAAAUAGCAAAUGCACUUACGCGGAGAUGUAGGCGAAUAUAUACAUAUAUAAACACAUGCAUACCUAUGUAUACAUCUAGAAAAGCUUAAGUGUAACUACAUGCAAUUCAUGCAUAAAUAUUCCAUAUACAUACACAUACAGUUGCUUGCACAGAUACAAGCACAUAUACUCAAUAGUUAUCAGCUUUCUGUUCAAGUUCGUGUUGCACAAUUUUCGAAGGAAAUUACCGAAGAAAAUAGGAACAACAAAAUCACCAAAGGGCUUCCAGGAUGCCAGCAUGGAACUUGCGACUUAUGCUACGCGAAAGUGGAAGUCAAUGUCCAGCUGGCAUACAAAUCUCAGAGUGUAGAAUAAAAGUAGGUUAAAAAAAAAUUUUUAAAGCGCAGCAAUUCGAGAUUUUGUGCAACGGUUAGAAAACAAUUCAUUAUUCGGUUUUUUCCGCCUGUGUUUAAUGGAAAAGGUUUUUUGUUUAUUCUAUUUUUGUGUUUAAAAAAGUGGCGAAACAAUUCAAUUUGGCCCGUUAUAAUAAUUUGGCCUAAAAUCAAAAAAAUUAUGUGUUAUGUGUAAGGAUUAUUUUCAAAAUUUGCUCACUUAAUUGAAUACAAACUAUUGCCCGCGUUUUAACGAAAUUCUGCACCCAAAAUAAAUCCGAAAAAAGUAAUAAACGAAAAAUAGGUCUAUUAUUUUAGUUAACAAAUUGAACUAAGCAUAAAAACGAUGAAUAUAAACUUUUUUGUAGUAAUAUUAAGAGACUUUGGAAGAUAAACAUACAUAUAAAUAGAAAUUUAAAGAAAAAAACUCAGAAAAACGUUUUGGAAGACAUUUUUCAUUUCUGCGAAAAGUAAACUUUUCGAAAAGUCCGUGCAUUUGAAACCAUGACGGGAUUUUAACUUUUGGAAGACAAAGCUGUACACUUUAAAUAUUUGAGUAAAUGACCCAUGCAAAUGUAAAAGUUAUAUAUUAAUACACUUAUAUAUAUAUAUAAAUACAUAUGUAUAUGAACAUGCCUAUAAAUGAAAUGGUUAAUAUUCAAAAAAUACUUAAGGGGGAUUACACAAAAUAUUACCUUUACUUAGCCAAAUUAUUAAAAAUAUUAAACAAAUACGUAUAUGAAUGUAAUAAUACACACACAAAUAUGCACAGUUAAUGUACGUGUUUAGGCCGAAAUUAAAGUUAUUAUUUGAUUUUGGUGAUAGCUCCAACCAAGAAGCACAGCUUUCCAAAUACUGCAAUCACAUCCGCGGUUAGAAGGGGCAGAUGUGCCAUUUUGGCUGAAAUCCACGCUGUGACUGACAAUAAAGGCAAAUUCUUCGGGCACAACAGACUCCAGUGGCUAGCUAAAGCCCGGAGCUGUUUCCGAGAGUUUCCAUCACAACAUAGCGCUAAGUAAAAUAUAAAUACAUACGUAUAUAACAACAACAAUCGCGUAAAUUCAAUUAAAUCAACACACUAAUAAAUGUUAGUUGUCUAAAACUACAUAAAUGAGUAAAAUAAAUGCACAUCUAUGAAUGUAAUAAGUUUGUAAAAAUUAUAUAAAUAGCACACAAAGGGCAAAACCAGCAGAAGACAUAAUGUAAAAUAGAAAAAAAAAAAUACAAAUACAAAUAGAAAAUACUAAUUUUCGGUUUUUCAGAUGUUUGUCCAUUGGUACAUAUGUAUUUAUGUGCCAUAUACAUACAUAUGUAGAAGCAAAUUUUCAGACCACAGCCAAAGAUAUUCGAGAAACAAGUUUUGACGUCGAUAAUAUUUUGAACGGUAAAGUGAAUGAUCCACAGUACGCUUAGCACCACUUUUAAAUGCACACGCACCAAAAAUUAUUAAAUAUCAUAAAACUGAAUAAUUGUAUCAAAAUAAUUUCAAAUGCACUUAAAAAUCCCAAUUGCACGCACCCAAUGUCCCCGUAUCAAAAAUAAAAUAAAUAUAAAUAUACAAAUAAAAAAAUUAUUUUCUCUUUAAUUAAAUUACUUGUCUGUUAAAUAAUUGUAUGUAUUGAACUUGUUGUAAUUGUAAUUGCAUUAUAAUCUAGAAGUUAACUGCCAUUCGACUUUGUUUUUCUCUCGAAAGCAACCGUUUAGUCAUCUUGAUUGUUAUCUGCGAUAAGCUACGUAAAAAAUUCAAAUUAUCUUCAAAUGAAUUAGUAUCCUUAACGAAAAUCAAACACAAAAAAGAACUUUAUAAGUGUGUAGCUGAUAUGUAAUAAAAUAAAAUAAAUUGUCCUUUUGUGACUACACAACACAAAACUCAACAGAAGACGAGGAGUGUCUCAAAUAUUUGUUCGCUUAUUAAAUCAUAUAAAUCACAUAAAUAUUUCAAAGAUGCUCCAAAUACAACAAAUAUAAGUAAAAGUUAAUAAACAAUUAUAUAGUUGAAUGUUGUGAAGUCAAA
Anastrepha obliqua is the source of this 3915-nucleotide messenger RNA. RefSeq lists its product as uncharacterized. The transcript is spliced from 4 exons. Lineage: Eukaryota; Metazoa; Arthropoda; Insecta; Diptera; Tephritidae. The coding region runs from base 1 to 909 and encodes 302 amino acids. The record is from RefSeq and is a predicted model, not a curated record.